Cucumis melo (muskmelon) is the source of this 1101-nucleotide messenger RNA. RefSeq names its product RING-H2 finger protein ATL70-like. Bases 123 to 641 code for a protein of 172 amino acids. The record is from RefSeq and is a predicted model, not a curated record. The transcript has a single exon. Lineage: Eukaryota; Viridiplantae; Streptophyta; Magnoliopsida; Cucurbitales; Cucurbitaceae.
UUGAAUUGAGUAUAGCCGUAAAAUCCCCCAAGUAAUCAAUGAAUCAAAAGACUUACAACAAUGGCAACUAACAAAUCCAAUCUUCUCACCAUUUUCCUUCUCCGCCUCUCCCUCCCACCGCAAUGAACAACGGCACGGCCGAAACCGGCGGAUUUCUCUCCUCAUCCAACAUCGGUGGUUUCGGCUACGGAAUUGGCGUCUCCUUGGGGCUUUUGAUUCUCAUCACUACAAUCCUCUUGGCUUCCUAUUACUGUACCAGAAACGGCCUAUCCUCCACCUCCGUCAUUCAGAGUACUGCCAGUCGCUCGCCGCCGCAAGCGGUGGCGGAAUUAGAUUCCGUCGUUGUCGAAAUCGGACUCGAUCAGGAAACGAUUACGAGUUAUCCGAAAUUGCUGUAUUCUGAAGCGAAGCUUCAGAAGAACGAUUCGACUGCUUCUUGUUGUUCAAUCUGUUUGGCUGAUUAUAAGAACUCGGAUGUUCUUCGGCUUUUGCCUGAUUGCGGUCAUCUCUUUCAUCUCAAGUGCGUCGAUCCGUGGCUUAGACUUCAUCCGACCUGUCCGGUUUGCCGGACGUCGCCGAUUCCUACACCGUUGUCGACUCCUCUAGCGGAGCAAGUUCCAUUAGCGAGCCGGCGCGAUUGAAGAAGAAGAACGUAACACGAUCUGGAUUUAUCGAAUCGAGGUCGUUUUCGCCCUUUUUUGUUUUGUUUUGUUUUGUUUUACAGAUUGAUUUCAUUGCAAUGGAUCUCUAUAGUUGGAAGUACUCACAAUCAAUCUCCUUCAAGGUUAACAAAAUUUUUUUAGUUUAUUCAAUGAUAUACUCAUUUUGGUAUACUUUGUUCUGGUAAUGUUUUUUUAGUACAUUUUGAAUCUACACUUCAGAUGAAUUCUUGUGUAUGGUAGUUUUGUUUUAUUUGUAAAAUAUUUAAUAUAAAUUUUAUUACUAUAUGUGAAAAUAGUCUUUUUUUUUUCUUAAUCAUAGCGAUUUCUCUUUUUUUCUUUUUUUCUUUUUUUUUUACAUUGAUGUUGAAGACAAUAUUUUAAGAGAGAAUCAUAUUUUCUCCCUUAAUAUUAUUAAUUGGAACUUUCAAUUUUACUUUUA